GCCACCUGUCAGUGUCCAUCAGUGCCAGCUCUCAGUGCUCAUUCAUGCCACCUGCCAGUGCCCAUCAGUGCCACAUCAGUGCCACAUUUCAGUGCCCAUCAGUGCCACAUCAGUGCCACAUAUCAGUGCCCAUCUGAGCUGCCUUUCAGUGUCACCCAUCAGUGCUGCCAAUCAGUGCCACCUAUCAGUGCCAGUCAGUGCAUCCUAUCAGUGCAAUGCCCAUCAAUGCCACCUAUCAGUGUCCAUCAGUGCAGCCUAUCAGUGCCCAUCAGUGCAGCCUCAUUAGCGCACAUCAGUGAAGGAGAAAAAUCACUUAUUUACAAAAUUUUAUAA
Messenger RNA from Staurois parvus, 333 nucleotides. The record is from the annotation of a GenBank genome assembly. NCBI's taxonomy places the organism in Eukaryota, Metazoa, Chordata, Amphibia, Anura, Ranidae.